Enhydra lutris kenyoni (northern sea otter) is the source of this 4801-nucleotide messenger RNA. It is a transcript of the gene CCDC93, whose product is annotated as coiled-coil domain containing 93. The record is from RefSeq and is a predicted model, not a curated record. Gene Ontology annotation, biological process: Golgi to plasma membrane transport. Lineage: Eukaryota; Metazoa; Chordata; Mammalia; Carnivora; Mustelidae. Bases 117 to 2012 code for a protein of 631 amino acids. The transcript has 24 exons.
CGGCGGCGGAGGAAGUUUCCGCUUUGCCUCCACCCCGGUAGCAGCUCCGCGGCCGGGGACAGCUUCCUCCGGGCGCUCCGCGAGCUUUGCUGCCGCCGCACGUCUGUCACAGGACCAUGGGGUUGCCCAAGGGCCCGGAGGGCCAGGGUCUCCCGGAGGUUGAAACAAGAGAAGAUGAAGAACAAAACGUCAAGCUGACUGAAAUUCUGGAGCUUUUGGUUGCAGCUGGAUAUUUCAGGGCACGAAUUAAAGGUUUGUCACCUUUUGACAAGGUAGUAGGAGGGAUGACUUGGUGCAUUACCACUUGCAGCUUUGACGUAGACGUUGAUUUGCUGUUUCAGGAAAACUCUACAAUAGGACAAAAAAUAGCACUAUCCGAAAAAAUCGUCUCAGUCCUGCCAAGGAUGAAGUGUCCACACCAGCUGGAGCCCCACCAGAUCCAGGGCAUGGAUUUUAUUCACAUAUUUCCUGUUGUCCAGUGGCUGGUGAAGCGAGCUAUAGAAACCAAGGAAGAAAUGGGGGACUACAUCCGCUCCUACUCCAUAUCCCAGUUCCAGAAAACCUACAGUCUCCCCGAGGAUGAUGACUUCACAAAGAGAAAAGAAAAGGCCAUCAAGACAGUUGUUGACCUUUCAGAUGUUUACAAGCCCCGUCGGAAAUACAAACGCCAGCAGGGAGCAGAAGAGCUGCUCGAUGAAGAAUCCCGAGUCCAUGCCACACUUUUGGAAUAUGGCAGGAGAUAUGGAUUUAGCCGCCAGAGCAAAACAGAGAAGGCCGAGGACAAGAAGACGGUCCUUCCCACAGGGCUGUCAGCUGCAGAAAAAGCUGAUGCCCGUGAGGAAGAUGAGCUUCAAGCUGCUGAAGAGCAGCGUAUCCAGUCGUUGAUGACCAAGAUGACCGCCAUGGCGAAUGAGGAGAGCCGCCUCACUGCCAGCUCCGUAGGCCAGAUCGUGGGACUCUGCUCCGCCGAGAUCAAGCAGAUCGUGUCCGAGUACGCAGAGAAGCAGUCUGAGCUGUCAGCCGAAGAAAGUCCAGAAAAAUUAGGAACCUCCCAACUUCAUCGUCGCAAAGUCAUCUCCUUGAACAAGCAGAUUCUACAGAAGACCAAACAUCUGGAAGAGCUGCAGGCAAGUCAUAACGGCCUACAAGCCAGAUACGAUGAAACAAAGCAAACUCUGACAGAGCUGAAGCGUCACAGUGAGAAACUGGACAAAGAGCAGGCAGCCCUGGAGAAGAUAGAAUCCAAAGCAGACCCCAGUCUCCUGCAGAACUUGAGAGCACUUGUAGCCAUGAAUGAAAAUCUGAAAAGUCAGGAACAAGAGUUUAAAGCACAUUGUCGAGAAGAGAUGACACGGCUGCAGCAGGAAAUUGAAAACCUGAAAGCUGAGAGAGUGCCGGGCGGAGAUGAAAAGAGCCUAUCUGCUGGAGAGCCACGUGGUGCCCUAACCCCCAUGAUGACUCCUAGUGAAGACCUGGACAGACGAUAUAACAUGGAGAAAGAGAAACUUUACAAGAUCCGUUUGCUACAGGCUCGAAGAAAUCGAGAAAUAGCAAUUUUGCACCGCAAGAUUGAUGAAGUCCCCAGCCGAGCUGAGUUAAUACAGUAUCAGAAGAGAUUCAUUGAACUCUACCGUCAGAUUUCAGCAGUGCACAAAGAAACCAAGCAGUUCUUCACUUUGUAUAAUACCCUGGAUGAUAAAAAGGUGUAUUUGGAAAAAGAGAUCAGCCUGCUGAACUCAAUUCAUGAGAACUUCUCACAAGCCAUGGCCUCCCCUACUGCCCGGGACCAGUUUUUACGUCAGAUGGAACAGAUCGUAGAAGGAAUUAAGCAGAGCAGAAUGAAGAUGGAAAAGAAGAAGCAAGAGAACAAGAUGCGAAGAGACCAGUUGAACGACCAGUACUUGGAACUGUUAGAAAAGCAGAGGCUGUACUUUAAGACUGUGAAGGAGUUCAAGGAGGAGGGCCGCAAGAAUGAGGUGCUGCUGUCCAAGAUGAGAGCCAAGGCCUCCUGAAGAUUCCCAGACAUCACCGUAUGUCGUCGAUAUUUUUUUAACGCCAUUUAUCAACUGCAAGAUGGUGAAGAUAGUUCUGGGCACUACAGUAGAGAGUUGCAGGGGCCAUGAUCGCAGCACCAGGAUAUUUUCUUUCUCCCAUUUGCUUCCAUUUCAUCUCUCUGUUGUUGACGGAAUCAGAUGGUGCAGACGCGGUGGCUUGGAGAACCCCCGUCAUCCUAUGAAGAAAUGCGGGCAGUAUCUGUUCUGUGUCGGGUCAGCUUGAAUUUCUCCAGUAACAUUGCACAUACGAAGGUACCUGUAUCUGUGUGGACUCUGAAUAAAAAGGAAUUUACUUGUUCAGCAGAUGUUAAUUGAGCAACCAUUGAGGAAGUAGGCACUGAGGGAGACAGAAGUAUAAAAUCCAGGCCCUGUGCCUUGGGCAGCCAGCAAGUGGCCCAGGGAGCAGAAACAGCCCAUUUGACCCAGAGCUCAGCUCAGUCACCUGAAGUUUUUUGGUUCUUUUUUUUUUUUAGUAAGCGAAGGCUUUUAGCUGAAUGACCAGCCCACGUGAGUAUGGUCAUGUGGGCCCUUUGCUUACCCUUGGUGCCUUUUGUUCUGGCUCCUCGAGGUGCCAGCCAGCAGUCUUAAUGGUGUAGUCGCAAGAAUGAAAGCUCAGUGGCUGAAUUCUUACACAUGACUCGAGUUUAUUUCACCAAAAAUUGAAAACAGGGGCCUCAUAUUGAGGACCCCGUAAACAAGAAGGACACCUUAAUAUGCCCUGUUUCUCACGUGAGUCCCAGCCAGACGUGGUGCCCCCCCUCUUCAUUAGGCACACAUGCCAGGAGCUCCAUGUCUGGACAGGUCCUGGGCCAAGCACAGAGAUGAGACACCAUCCACUGGGCUCUGGGCAUUGUGCGAUAAAUGCUGUGAGCAAAAAGCAGAGGGCAUCGGAGGAGGAAGAACAGUGAGGCGCACAGAGAUCCAGGAGACUUCAUGGGGGAGGUAGUACUGGGACUAGAGCAGAACGGGGAGUUGCAUUUUAACAGGCGGAGAUAGGUGGGAAGGCCUUUGGAUAAAUAUGACUGUAAUUAGCAACUUGAAAGGGUGCAGGGAGAGUACAAGCGUGCUUGUUGGGCAAGGAGUGGAGGGGCCUGUCUGCAGGAAAGGCCGGCUGGGACCAGCCUUCAGGACCAGGGGAGGCGGGGGCUUGAAGGCAGGCAGAGCAGUAGACUCUGUCCUCCAGAAAUGAGCAGUCAGGACCAGAUGGGAAGCCCCUCCUUUUGUGGCUGUCAGGGAUCCGGCAGCCCGGCCGUGUCCAGUGAACCCUGGCACGAGGUGGGCAUUUCAUUCUGCGUGCUUGCACGCAUGCUAGUCAGCGGGCUCGAACGUGACACAUAGAAGCUUAUACAGGGAGGCAGCUGGGGCGUUCAGUGCAGUCACAGGAACAGCACAUCCAUUCUUAGUUCUCUGAGAUGUGCAGUAAGCAAAUCUGAUGUGCACAGACCUUUAAAAAUCCCUUGCUGGAUUAGCAGCAGGCGCUGGUUUCUGUGGUUGGGCAGCAAGGCCUGUCCGGGUCCCAGAGCUGUGGAAGCAGCAGCGCCCGAGGUGGUGCUCCCCUGUGCCGAGUGUGCCCUUCCUGGGCCCUGUACGUCUCCCCUCAGUGGCUCCACGGGGCUGCUGCCAGCUGCAGGUUGAUUUUUGAGACGGCCCCAUGAAGUUGAAGCCGGCGACAGCCAGAAAGCAGGUGGCCCUCUGAGGGCUGGGGAGGGGGCAGCUGUUUGCCAAUUAUUUCAGGUUUGGGGAAACAUCUGUGUUUUUGUGUUGAGAAGCUCAUGGACCCACUCCCUAGCCUUGUUUUGAGCCGUUAUGAAAUUGUCUUAUUUGUCCAGAGGUGGUAGGGAGGAGAGUGGGUUGUAUUCUGGGGUUCGGUAGCCCACCUCUGCUAUCAGGGCAAAUACGGCAUGACUAAUCCAAAGUCACUAAUUAAUAACCAUUUAUAACCAUUAAUAACCAUUAAUAACCAUUUUAUUGGGCUGUGUUUCCAAAGAAUUUCAUUUUGAUUUGGUUUUGCUAUAGGGAGGUAUCAGAUUUCCUUUCCCCUUUUAACCCACAAGGCCUAAUACAGACAAGUUCAUUCCCAUUCCUUGGACACAUCUUGAUUAGACUGCAGGAGCCAGAUUAGAAAAGUCUGUGUUUGCUACAGGUGACCCACAGAGUGGAUGGUGUCUUUGUGAGGAAUUAGGACCGUAAGCACGCCUUACAGUCAGGCCUUAGAGGCCGAUGUGAUGCCCUAAGGCCCCGUUCAUUUCAGAAGCCCCUCAGGAGAGUUCCUUCCGGACAUCUUGUGAACCCAGAGUAUGACUGGGCAUUGGGCUAAGCCCACAGACUUUUCUGGAGUUUAAAAAAAAAAAAAAGGCAGCAGGAAACAUGCUUAAGUUACUUUUAUGAAAUGUGUGCUUCUGGAGGAAUGAGGCUUCCCCAGGGAGCAUUCUGUUGCCCCUGUUCAGUCAGAGCCAUAAGCUUGCUGUCCAGGUACCCUGGCAUUCUCCGCCAGCCUCAGGUGGAGCGCCGUCCUCCCUGACACACAGACGUCUCGUGGAGUACAUGGGCUGCCUUGGUAUAAACUGAAGUCAGAGCUGCUGAGCAGUACAAACCAGAGGGCCACGAGGUAUAUGGGGAGACAUUGAGACAUGUUCCUUAUCGUCCUCUGCCUGGGUUUGGUCUCAUGGGUCCCUGGGGUCAGCUCAUUGCGCUAGAGGGAGGUGUCCAAUGUUUGAGAAAGCUGCCAAAGUGACAUGUCGGGGUCU